Sphaerulina musiva SO2202 is the source of this 1324-nucleotide messenger RNA. RefSeq names its product CGI-121-domain-containing protein. NCBI's taxonomy places the organism in Eukaryota, Fungi, Ascomycota, Dothideomycetes, Mycosphaerellales, Mycosphaerellaceae. Gene Ontology annotation, biological process: telomere maintenance via recombination; tRNA threonylcarbamoyladenosine modification. The transcript is spliced from 2 exons. The coding region runs from base 66 to 611 and encodes 181 amino acids. Gene Ontology annotation, cellular component: cytosol; EKC/KEOPS complex; nucleus. The record is from RefSeq and is a predicted model, not a curated record.
CUGCCACUUCACUUCACUUCACUUCACUUCACUCUCCAUUACCUAGUGUUCUCCUCACUUCGGCAAUGGAGACAAUAUCGCUUCCGCAUCUGCCAGAUCACCCGCUGCAUGUGGCGCUCUUUGCCGACGUGCAAAACGCACCGUUUCUGCGGAAGCAGCUCCUGGAUGGCAACACCGACUUUCAGUAUGCCUUUCUCGAUGCCUCCGUGCUGCUCUCUCGCACCCACGUGCUCUCUGCCUGCUGGCGAGCCAUCAACGACCAGCUGGCCGACCGCAUGAAGAGCCAUAAUGUGCACUCGGAAAUUGUCUUUGCCAUGUCGCCCAAUAAUAAUAUUGGCGAGUCUUUCCGACGCUUUGGCGUGCAGGAUGAGAGCAAGAACAUUGUCGCGAUCAAGGUCGCCGGCGACAGGUCCGCGGUUGAGCAGCACCUCCUGCAGAAUGUGGAAGGCAAACCCACCAAACUAUCAGACGAGGCCUUGGCGACCAUCCACGAUGCUGGCAGAAUUCGCAAGAUAUACCGACUUGACGCACCCAAGAAAGGUGAAGCGGUGCAGCUUGGAAAAGAGGCCGAAGCGUUUGUGAUUGGAAGCAUGGCAUUGAAAGGCGCAUGAGACGUCCCAACCUACCUAUAAGGUAUCUGAUUCGUUUGUCGAGCCGACGUUCGUUCUUCGCCUUUUUGCAUUGCCAUAUCCCGUGUGUGGGUUACCCGGCAUCACAACUGCACCGUCGUACCAAUCGCCUCUGCCGCUGUCACUGAGACAUUCACGUCUUGAGCAACAGUCCCACCGCUGACGCCGACCGCUCCAAUGAAAUAUCCAUCUGCAUCGAUGAUAGGUUGCCCCCCACCGAAGACUACCAGGCCAUCAUUUGUUUCUUCAAUGCCGAAAAGGUCGUUUCCUGCACCAGGCUGAGACCGGUUGUAGAAACCAGAUGAUGGGAAGAGGCCAUUGAACAGCGCAACAGUUUUGGCUUUCUUGAUGCUAAUGUCGACGCUGGCGAGGAAAGCGUUGUCCAUCCGGAGGAAUGCAACGAGUUGCGCAGAAGGGUCUACAAUUGCGAUGUUGUUUGGGACACUGUGGAGGUUAGCUGGAGCGCUCGAAUCGGAAGACCGCACGCAGACGUACCCAAUAGCCAUCGACUGCUGUACAGCAGCAUCGAUCGCCGUCCACGCCUGGGUCGCAUUGAUGUAAUGCCGCUGUUGCGGAACAGAGCCCCAUCCAUUCGUCAACGUGCGAUUGACAGUCUCCUGUGCAGACACUACACCCGCCAACAAAGCCAGAGUCGAAGUUCUCAUUUUCAAGACUUCUACAACGUACCAGGACCA